Molecule: messenger RNA, 836 nt
Organism: Sarcophilus harrisii (Tasmanian devil)
Lineage: Eukaryota; Metazoa; Chordata; Mammalia; Dasyuromorphia; Dasyuridae
Gene: C4H1orf210
Product: chromosome 4 C1orf210 homolog
Exons: 3
Coding region: 418-759 (113 amino acids)
Source: RefSeq, a predicted model, not a curated record
CCUAAGGGGGACGCACUCGGGGCAUUCCCGCGAGGGGCCCCCGGAGGAUCCUCUCUCAGGCUGGUAGACACCCCUCCCCCUGCACGCAUGGACACAGACACGCCUGGAACACGGGAGGUGGUCACUAAGCAUGGGUCCAAUAAAGAGAAACCGUCAGCCUCCUUCUAGAGGCCCUGCUGGCGUGCCCGUCGUAUAUGGGCCGGCUCACUGCCCCGGGCGGCGUGCGCCCUGCCGGCUGGGCAGAUUGUGGCUAGAGGAGAUAGGGGAUUUUGGCCCCGCCCCGAGCCAGAUUCUUCAGGCCUGAAGAUUCAGUUUCCUCCCCAAUUCUUGUAACUCCCUCCAGGCUGUGGGUCAAGGGGAUACCUGAGUUCUGUGGUCUCCUAAGAUCCAGUGAAGGAAGGAGGCAGCCUCAGGACCAUGACAGAAGCAAACACCACAAGUCCAGAGUCCUUAAUGACCUCUGCUGAACCAGAGGCAGGGACGGGGGCUGCGACCACUGCCUGGCCUGCUCUGGUGGGGGUGAUCCUCGCAGCUGUGCUGCUCUCUCUCCUUAUUGCUUUGGCUGCCAAGUGCCAUGUCUGCCACCAGCACCGCGCCAGCUAUGGCCACCGUCCACUCUCUGGGUCAGGGAAGAGUGUUACUUUUGGGCUACCACCCGAUGAUGAUAAGGAUGACGACGGCUUCAUUGAGGACAACUACAUCCAGCCAGAGGCUGAGGAGUCAAGGCCAGGAAUCAGUGAGGGUCCAUUUUCCCUCUGAGUCAAGCCCCUUUCUCGCUGCCAGUUCUCUCCCCCUUACCGUUCCCAGAGUUCCCCAAUAAACUCAAACUUAAAGAC